Molecule: messenger RNA, 1385 nt
Organism: Schistosoma margrebowiei
Lineage: Eukaryota; Metazoa; Platyhelminthes; Trematoda; Strigeidida; Schistosomatidae
Source: the annotation of a GenBank genome assembly
AAAAGAGGUAAUUUUGACCAAAGGGUGACUUAUUUAUUUUGUGGCAUCUCUUAACUGAGCAACAAUCUGCUAGAAAUUUUGUCACUAUGAUUUCAUACAGAAGCUUAAGUUACUGGGUUUCGUCAGACCGACUAAGUCUACAAAUUGCUUAGUGAUAAAUUUGCACCUAACAUGCCCUCAUUUUUCUUGUCUUCCAAAACAGAGAAUUUACGAGGACACUCCAAAAAAGUUCACAAGCCGAGAACAAAUUACUUGUCAGCUGACUAUCGACUUUCCCAUCGAAUAAUCAACGAGUGGAAUUCACUACCUCAGCACGUGGUUGAGGCUCCAUCCGUCGACUCUUUCAAAAGAAAGUUGGAUCAACUGAGAGACCACCAUUGCCAGGACUAACAUAGGCCAUAGAGCCUCCUGUCCUUCCCAAACUGAAACUGAAACUGAAACUAAGAUCGCGUAGACUGUAUCAUCGAUCCACGUGGUUUUAUAUAUGAUCAACUCUUGGAAUUUAAACCACCACAUACGUAAAGAAAUUUGUCGAUAGUACGUAAAGAUGGUGGAUUCGACAAGCUUGUUUAUUGAGACGAAUACUGAUUGUAAUGCUGUAGGAUCAGCGACAUGGGAUUUUGCUGGACAUCAUGUAGUUUUUUCCAUAUACGGCCCAGAUGAAGCUAAGAUCCAUGAUGAACUUACUCAUCGUGCAUGUGUUGACGUUACAGUUACACCUCGUACUGGACAACGAACAUCAAAGGAAUUAGAGCUUGAAGUUUACCUUAACAAUCUUUUGGAACGUCUGAUUGAUGUGAAGGAGUUCCCACGAUCUAAGUUUACUGGACGUUUGUUUAUCGUCACUGGUGGCACUAAUCAUCCUAGAACAGUGGCUGCAGCCAUAAACGCAAUUUCAUUAGCUCUUCUUUUGUCUGGUUUACCAUUACGAGCAACAAUUGCAUCAGUAUGUCAUACAGUCCAAAAUGCUUUAAUCACAUUUGCAAUAGAUGUAACUCAUCCAAAGCUUUAUACUAAAAAUUAUGGUUCUAAUGAACCUAGUAUAUUUGCUAUCUAUACUGGUCAAACACAUUUUGAAAUUGACAAAACAAAUGGAUCUUCUUUACAUAUUCCAAUUCAAAAUUUUCUUGAUAUGAUUAAAUUACCAGAAUCAAAUGAUAAUAAUAUAAACAUUACAAAGAAUACAAAACAUGAAAGUAUUUAUGAACAAGCUUUAAGUUUACUUGAUGCAAUGGUAUCACAAAUUGUUUCUAAUGUACAUACAUAGUUAAUAUACAUUCUCUAUGAAUCAGUUAUACAAUUUAUUUGUAAAUAUGAUUUCUAUUGUAACUAAUAUUUCUUUCUUUGUUUUCUUUUCUUCUUCAUUGAAUAAUACAUGAUAUUAG